AACCAUCAGUUUAAGUUUGCAAUUAAGUCUAUUUCUUGACAGAUUGCAGUUAUAUUCAAACGUUUAGCUUCUAAAAAACCUAACUAACAAACGACACAAAACUAAAUUUUCAAAAGGAUUGAGAAUGUUAUCAUCAUCCAAUUUUGCAAUAGAAGUAUCAUAAGAACCACACAAAGAAAGGGAAAAAUACAAACAAAUAUGUGAAAAAAAACAAGAAGCCAUCAUCAAGAUUAAAGAAAUAUCAAAUAUAAAGACAACCAAUAGAACAAAAAAACUAAGCACCCAAUAUUCGUCAUUUUUCCAUUGACAGCUCAAAUAAAAAAUUGUUGAUAAAACAUGAUUAGAUCCCAUCAGUAUCCCCUUGUAUAAUAUGUGGUUUCCAAAACAUACCAUAUCCUUCAAAUUUUAAAAACUUUUAAGCUCCCUCUUCAUGUUCUUUCUCCUAUAUUCAUCCAUUCAUACAUUCAAUAUUCAAUUAUUCGUUGAGUCGUUUAUUAAAUGGGUCGUGUAAACGCUACUAACACGAAACCAACAAGCUCAGGGAUGUUACUGCGCUGGAGACAAGUGAACAAAACAAUCAAUAAUGUUAAGCUCACUCUCUUAAGUGGGUUCAUAACCAUACUCGUGCUAAGGGGCACUAUUGGGAUCGGGAACCUUAAUAGCUCCUCAGACAAUCGGAAUCUUAUGGAUGAGACUACUCGAGUACUUGCUGAAAUGCAUUCGAGUAAUGACCCCGAUGGGCAGACGAGCAAGGCACAAUUCAACCCCAACGAGACCUACACGUUGGGGCCAAAGAUUAAUAACUGGAAUAUGCUACGAAAAAAUUGGCUAAAAGAGAACCCGGGUUUUCCCAGUGUAAUACGUGGGAAAGAACGAAUUUUGCUCAUCUCUGGCUCAUCGCCCGACCCUUGUGAGAACCCGUUUGGUGAUCACUAUUUAGUUAAGGGUGUUAAGAAUAAGAUUGAUUAUUGUAGGUUACAUGGGAUGGAGAUUAUAUACAAUAUGGCUAAUUUAGAUACGGUAAUGUCAGGUUUUUGGGCAAAAUUACCCUUAAUUAGAAAGUUGAUACUUUCUCAUCCAGAAAUAGAAUGGUUUUGGUGGUUAGAUAGUGAUGCACUCUUUACUGAUAUGGUGUUUGAAGUUCCUCUUAGAAAGUACAAAGACCAUAACCUUGUAAUCCAUGGAUUCCCCGAUUUGCUAUUCGAGCAAAACUCAUGGAUUGCACUCAACACUGGAAGCUUCCUACUUCGGAACUGUCAGUGGUCGUUGGACUUACUAGACGCUUGGGCACCCAUGGGUCCUAAAGGUCCAGUUAGAGAUGAAGCCGGAAAACUCCUUACAGCAAAACUGAAAGGACGGCCAGAUUUUGAGGCGGAUGAUCAAUCCGCCUUAAUAUACUUGUUGCUAUCGGAAAAGAAGUGGUUAGACAAAGUGUUUAUAGAAAACUCGUACUACUUACAUGGGUAUUGGAUGGAUUUGGUCGAUAAGUAUGAAGAAAUGAGCGAUAGAUACCAUCCGGGAUAUGGGGAUGAUCGAUGGCCUUUCGUGACUCAUUUUGUAGGGUGCAAGCCUUGUCAGAAGUCCGGGGAUCACUCAGCCGAGAAGUGCUUGAAGAGCAUGGAACGGGCAUUCAAUUUCGCGGACAAUCAAGUUCUUAAGCUCUAUGGGUUAAGGCAUGGAAGUUUACUCAAUCCUAACAGCAAGGCAUUCAGGGAUGAAACUGAUAAUCCUCUUAAAUUUGUGGAUGAACUUGAUAUCCGAAGGCACAUAGGCAAUGGCUCAUCAAAUCAAAAGGCACAUUAAAUUAUUUUUGAUGAUCGAUUAUUUCGAUGGCGCUAAAGAUUUAUAGUUCUUUGAUUUCAAAUCAUAUGAAGAACUACGGUAAAAUGGCUUAUUCGGUUAUAUACACUUUUUAUUUAUGUGAAAUUGUAGAUGAUGUUUGGUACCGAUGGCCAAUCAGAAACAACCUCUGUGUUGUUAUUAAUAAAUGUAAAAUUGUGUACAUCCGAACCCAAAACUCCACCCCACUUUAAAUAGGAGCCACUAAAUAACAAUGGGGGAAUAAAAUAUAGUUGAGUUACAAACGUUUAGGUGAUGAGCAUUAUUAUGAUGAUAUAAAAGUAUUUGCAGCUUGUAAGAUUUAUCUUGAUCAGAAAUUUUGUAAUUGUAAUGUUGUAAAUCUAUAUCACAAUGUUUGUAAAACAUAGUAAUAAAUCACUACUUUAGCCAAAACAAA
Messenger RNA from Amaranthus tricolor (Joseph's coat), 2236 nucleotides. Its product is annotated as probable xyloglucan 6-xylosyltransferase 5. The record is from RefSeq and is a predicted model, not a curated record. The transcript has a single exon. Gene Ontology annotation, biological process: xyloglucan biosynthetic process. Bases 499 to 1803 code for a protein of 434 amino acids. Lineage: Eukaryota; Viridiplantae; Streptophyta; Magnoliopsida; Caryophyllales; Amaranthaceae. Gene Ontology annotation, cellular component: endosome; trans-Golgi network; membrane. Gene Ontology annotation, molecular function: hexosyltransferase activity.